CGGCCGUUCAUCCGUCGCCUUGCCGUCCGUCGUUCGGUCCCCUUUCGGUCGUGUGAUGCACCCCCCCAAUUCCCCCUGCUGUUGUUGCUGCGUUGCUGCUGCUGCGCCUGCUCGUCCCUCGUUGCUGCGGCCCUCAUAUUGACUUACACGCCCACUCUCUUCCGUUCCCUCAAGGUCCCUUCCGCCAACCGUGAGACGUCGUCACAACCAACCCGCACCACGUUGAGUCUGCCCUCGGUGCUGCUGUUCAGUUGAGAGCCCGCCCACCAUGGACGACGUCAACGACCUCGUCGUCACGCCCUUCCGGGACAUGGUCGAGAAGGGUCGCACCGCCGUCGAAAACGCCGGUGAUGACAAGCCCAUGCUCAAGGCCGCCCAGGCUCUUGUCAAGGAAGGCGAGCGCGCCCUGAAGAGGAUUGAGCCGCUAUGUCGCAAGCACCUCGACGAGUACGGCUCCAACUUCGUCGAUGCCCUCAAGGAGAACGACGAUAUCGGCGGCUUUCGCACCGAAUUGACCGAUCUCCUCUGGGAAUUUGACGACUUCAUCGAGCUCGACGACUUCGAGCCCGAAAAGUUCGCCGAGCUGCAAGCCAUGUCGCGCAAGGCUGCCCCGAGAAUAUACGACAUCCUCAUGCGCAUGAAACUCGAGGUGCCUGCCGACCACGAUGCCCGAUCCAUCAUGACACGCAUGUCCGCGCCCAGAUCCCCUCCCAUGUCCCCAUCGCCUCCGCCGGUGCCCUCGCUGUUUCCAUAUACCUCCGCCAACAUGAACGCGCCGCCGAUGCCACCUAUCUCUCCUCAGCCCAUCCCCAUCGCCGCCUCCCCACGGCCAGGCAACGACCCCCCCACCGUCGAGGCGGCGACCGACCAGCUGAGACGGCUGAUGCACUCCAAAUCUGGCCCUGAUGAGGGUCUAUACGGGGAUUUCCCCGAGCCACCGCGCCAACAGCAACUUACACCAAUCGAGCCGCCUCCUCGGCCGCCGUCUGCUAAUCCGUGGGAUGUCAAGACCCCGCCACCAGCCCCGGAGCGUCGUAUGCAGGACGACUUCGCCUUUGAGCGAAGGGCUCCAGUCGCGCCUGUCGAGUCGCCCAUCGAACCCAUUUCGCCGCCCACGAGCCCAGAUACAGGACCCAAGGGAGUUUCCCCAGCUCGGCCACGCCCGUUGAACAUGGCAGUGCCCGACCGGACAUCUCAAAUCAGCAACGAAUCGAGGCUCAGCCCCACUGGGCUUGAACCUGUCAGCUACGAGAGGUCCUACAACGUCUUCCCCGGCCAAUCCCCGCGGGGUAGAUACUCAAAUGCCACCUCCAUAAUGUCCUCGUCUAUUCCUGAGGAAGUUGUGGCUGAUCGAGGAUCCCAAGGCAGGUUUUCGCAACCGGGUUCUAGACUCCCGCCUGCGUAUGACACCCGGGCUCCGUCAUCCCGCCCGGAGUCGCUGGAUUCAGAACUCAGUUCCGUCUUUGACCAGCGUCGCACCGACGGAUCCACCACUCCUAUGACUGCGGACAACCGUGUAUCCACCAUAUCGGGUCUUCAGAACAGUCCCACCCUCGGCACUUCGCCGUUGAGCCCGAUAUACGUGAAGGCCUUGCCAGUGCCACCAGUGAGACAUUCGUCUCGUGGAUCGGCAAAGACACCGACACCACCGCCCCAGAUCCCGCUCCCACCACCUCCCACCCAGAUGAAUGGACAUCAAAACGGGCAACAUAACGACCAUCAUAACAGCUACCAAAAUGGCCACCAACUCAGCCAACAGAACGGCCAUCAAGACAGUCGCCAACACGACCACGAAAACAGAUAUGAGACGGAGCGGCCCCCGAUGAUCUCGGAGGCCGACUACGGCCCUAUCCCGGUGGAUAGCGAGCCGAUUGAGCCAGUCCACCCUCCAAACCCCCACGCUAUAGACUGCAGGAUUACCUCCCUAAGUUCCUUCUAUUUCCACAAGGGAUUCUGUGACGGUGCCCAGGAAGUCAUGAGAGGAGGUAUUGGAAUUAAGAAAACUAAAAAGGCGGGUUUUGCCACGACUGCGACGAUUGGAAGAUGCGUGAAGUGCCUCUUUGAGCUUGACUUCCAUGAGAUUGAGCUAGAUCUCCACAAAGCCGACCGUGGUAACUUUGUCAAGCAUGGAAUCGGCUUCCGUCUCCGGUUCCUUCAGAAGUGUCAUAUUUCAACACGACGCUCUGACGAUGUCCUGUACGGUUGUCUCUUUUGCGUUCACAUGGGGCGAACCCUACACGCCAGCGACGCAACCAUUUUCACCAGUCAAAAGGCGCUCUUCGCUCAUCUGGCUCGCCACCCCCGACCGUUACCAGAUAUUCCCGGACUCAUUGUCGUGGACCAGGAAACGGUUCCAGACCACAUCCAUAAUGACUAUGACCUUCACUUCAAGACGCCAGCGGAGGCACACCCCGUCAUUGAAAAAGGUGACGAGCUCGUGCUUAUGCCCACGGGAACAGCCAGGGAAGUCGCACGGCGAAUGUACGGCCAGCGUUUGCUUCUAGACAAGACCCCCGCGUUGGAGAUGGCUCAAGGGGCCAAUGUGAUAGGCAUCACAUGGCCGGAUAAGUAUGUAGGCGAGUGGGCCUUUGGCUGGCACGACGGCAACUUUGCGUCCUUGCCGACUGAGAUUCUGAAGUUGGAUCCGCCGCCAGACAGCGAAGUCCAGCUGGCCGGAACCAGUCAACUCCAGGUGACAACGAAGUGGAAGUUCAGCGUCAAGGACAGGAAGGGCACCGACUGGCUCAAAUUUGACAAGGAUGAGACCCUCAGCAACGUCAAUUGGGCGUACCAAGAUCACUGGUGUUGGUCCGGUACUAAUUCGAAGGGCAAAUGGGGCAUCUUCCCCCAGGCCUUUGUCGAUCCCAAUACAGUGCGGGAGGCGGGCGGAACAAACUCCGACCGAGUAAGUAUCUUGAGCAGCGAUAAGAACAAGUCAGGAUCCGUCCUAUCCAGGUUCGGGACCCGAAAAUCAAACCGAUCAGGAGGACGACCGGCCAGUAUUGCCGGCUCGACGGGCAGCCAUGAAACGCCCCCACCGCCAAGCCUAUACUACUAAAGACGCGAAGUCAUGAUGGUGGGGUUGCGAUAGAUGUGAGCUACGACUGGUAGCUAGGAUGGGCGUCGGGAGUCUUGAUCGAUAUACCCUUUCUUUGCACAGGCGGGAGGUUUCCCAUGUACAUUGUCUCAUAACCCGAAUUUCUUGUG
This is a messenger RNA of Ilyonectria robusta, 3207 nucleotides long. RefSeq lists its product as uncharacterized. The transcript has 5 exons. Gene Ontology annotation, molecular function: protein binding. Bases 269 to 3058 code for a protein of 929 amino acids. The record is from RefSeq and is a predicted model, not a curated record. NCBI's taxonomy places the organism in Eukaryota, Fungi, Ascomycota, Sordariomycetes, Hypocreales, Nectriaceae.